AUGCAGCUGCUCCUGCUCUGCUGGAUCUUUCUUCUGUUCCCUGGGGCUGGGGCAGAGGAAAUCAUCGGGGGCCACACAGCCCGGCCUCACUCCCGGCCCUACAUGGCAUUUAUCCAGUUCCUGAUUGAAAAAGACAGGAAGAGGUGCGGCGGCGUGCUUGUGCGGAAGGAUUUUGUGCUAACAGCUGCUCACUGCAAGGGAAGCUCUAUGAAUGUGAUCCUGGGAGCCCACGAUAUCAAUAAAAAGGAGAGGGACCAGCAGAAGAUCCUUGUGAGCAGAGCCAUCCCCCACCCCGACUAUUAUUCCAGCAAUUUCACCAAUGACAUCAUGUUGCUAAAGUUGAAGAAAAAGGCCAGUAUAACUAAGUCGGUGAAGCCCCUCAUCCUGCCUGGGCUCAAGAGCAGAGUACGGCCAGGCCAGGUGUGCAGUACCGCAGGCUGGGGAAGGGUGGCGCCAGGGAGCAAGUUUUCUGAACAGCUGCAGGAGGUGCAGCUGAAAGUGCAAGCAGAAAAGGAGUGUGAAUUGCUCUUCAGCACCUACUACAACAGAUCCACCCAGAUCUGUAUGGGGGAACCCCGCCAGAGGAAGAACGGAUUCCAGGGGGACUCUGGGGGGCCCCUCGUGUGUCUCAACGAGAUCCAAGGUAUCUUCUCCUACACAAGAAAGAAUGGGAUGCCUCCAGGAGUCUUUACCAAGGUCCUGUCCUUCCUGCCCUGGAUAAAGAGAACCAUGAAGCAGACAAUGCUGGGCGACUGA
Molecule: messenger RNA, 756 nt
Organism: Suncus etruscus (white-toothed pygmy shrew)
Lineage: Eukaryota; Metazoa; Chordata; Mammalia; Eulipotyphla; Soricidae
Gene: GZMH
Product: granzyme H
Exons: 5
Coding region: 1-756 (251 amino acids)
Biological process (GO): proteolysis
Cellular component (GO): cytoplasm; intracellular membrane-bounded organelle
Molecular function (GO): serine-type endopeptidase activity
Source: RefSeq, a predicted model, not a curated record